This is a messenger RNA of Lasiosphaeria miniovina, 825 nucleotides long. RefSeq lists its product as uncharacterized. Bases 364 to 654 code for a protein of 96 amino acids. The transcript is spliced from 2 exons. The record is from RefSeq and is a predicted model, not a curated record. NCBI's taxonomy places the organism in Eukaryota, Fungi, Ascomycota, Sordariomycetes, Sordariales, Lasiosphaeriaceae.
GUUCGAUUCUCGACAGACCACCUAGGUACUUAGAUACAGACAUUGGGAAUGGGGGGCAAAGAUAGCAUUCUGUUUCGAGCGAGCCUUCCAAGGCCCACUUUCCAAUACAACAGGCACCAGCAGCAGCGAUCCUUUGACGCGAUCAGCUAUCCAGCCUGAGAUCCUUAGCCAUUAGCCUGCACAUCAUAGUCACAGAACCUGAUAGUCUCCCCGCCGGCAUGUUUGUUUUCCACAUGCACAAUCUCCUCGUCCUCAAAGAUGCAGUCAACUUGGUUGCCAAACACCAUCUUCCAGGGGCGGAUUCGAGCGUCCUUCUGCUCCAUCUCCUCGACCUUUUGAACCCAACUGUCGGGGUGCGAAGCCAUGCUCUUUACCUCCAUUGAGACUGGUCACCUCAGGAGCCGGUUGUGGAACAGGCUCGUGCAAUUCUGGGUUGUGCUUUUUGACCUCUGCGGUUCUAGUCGCUUGCAGUCUUCUGCGAUGGCAGUCAAGUUGCAUGGCAAAGCGGGCUGUUGUCAGGCAGCAACUGUCCUGGCUAACCUUGGUACCUAUAUAUACCUGAAAUUGAGAUCAAGCUGGUGCGAUCGCGACCUCUUAUUGCAAACAGAUCUCACCGGACCAAGGUUCUUAUCAAGACACGGCAGCCCUCGAUAGGCUCUGCGUCGCUUUGGAGAUUGGCCUUGUCACGCAAUCGCGUUGGGUUGCAUCUGAGAGACGACGAGAGUCCAAUAGUUAGUAGAGACGCAACAUCUAGUCCGCCCUAAUUUGCGUGUGGUAUGUUUCACAAGACGGAAGCGCAUGGGUAACAGGUUAGGAAUCCACGGG